Molecule: messenger RNA, 1689 nt
Organism: Fundulus heteroclitus (mummichog)
Lineage: Eukaryota; Metazoa; Chordata; Actinopteri; Cyprinodontiformes; Fundulidae
Exons: 2
Coding region: 51-911 (286 amino acids)
Source: RefSeq, a predicted model, not a curated record
GCAACAACACAGCGGUCUAGCGGCUCACUGAAAGCUGACCAAAAGUGAAAAUGAGCGACGUGGCCUCAGAGACGGGUCCAGAAAAGCUUGCGAAGGAUGAGCAACAGGACUGCGCCGCUGCAGAAGAGGAGCAGACCGCCCCGGGCAACCUGCAAGAAGACAGGGCGGAAGACAGCGGCGUAAUGGAAAAUGAGGCACAGGCGAAGAUGAUGUCUGCCUUCGAGCAGGUGCGUAACCAGAUCAGAUCACAGGGGGCGGUGAAAGCCCCAAAGAGCAGCAUACUGCAGCUGGUGUCAAAAAUCAAAGACAUAGAAGCAGCGGCUGAGCGGGCGAACAGCCGGUCUGACGGCAACGUUGCCGAAGGAGAGGAGGGAAAAGAAGCCGAAGCAUUAAAAGAUGGCUCCAGGGGAGAAUUAGAUUUGAGGUUGGAGAUGUUGAGUAAGGUAUUUGAGAAAAAGCUGCAGGCUAGUAAGAAGGUCCUCAGGGACGAGUUUGAAGUUCAGAUAUGUGAAGCGCGUAAGGAGAUGCAGGCCUACACAGAUCAGACCCUGAAAGAGCUCGAGCGGAAGAUAACAGGCCGAACACCUCACAGUCGCCAGGAGAUACACCCCAAACCCCUACAAGAGGGCGCCGACGCCGCGGCGAAACGGAGGGCUUCUGCGGCUCCAUCUCUGGCAUCCAGAAGAGGAAAGAUGCUGACCCGGACCCUGACCACCACCAUCAUUCCCACGGCUCCCGUCAUCAGUGGAUUGAAAGGCUCCCCGAAGGGUCAAAGCUUACCGGUGAGAGAUCACGUGCUCUCACUGUCACAGAGCCAGUCCCAGCAGGGCCGCAUCCCCCUCCCCCCGGCCCGGCCCCCGCUGCAUACGCACAGAAAGUCCGUCCAGGCAAAAUGCAAAACAGGAACGUGAGUUUGCUGGGGAGGCAUAAAAAUGAAGGCUGACAAAAUUACUUUGGACUUAUUUCUGACCAUGUUUCUGUAAUAUCCGCUCUACUACAAGAGCAGAAUCCUUGUCUGGCAGCUUCUACCGCGCCUCUAUAACGCUGCCGUUCACACCUCCCACCAACUCGCUAGGUGCUGUAACACUAAAGAUCCCUAUGUAACAACCACCCUCCUCUCCUCAGACUCCCUACCUGGGUUUAAGAUCCCUGUGGACGAUGUUAAUAGGCUCUUCCAGCAUCACAAGACCAGAAAAGCCAGAGGACCUGACAAUGUCUCUCAUGACAGAGAGCCUGCCCUGACCAAUUGGCCCCUAUCUUCACCAGGAUCUUCAACCAGUCUCUGGAGCUGUGUGAGCAUCCCUCCUGCUUCCAGCGCUCCAUCGUCAUCCCGGUACCCAGGAAAUACACCUUUAUUGGAUUAAAUGACUACCUCUUUCCCGGAUCUCUGUGCUCAUGACAUCCUUUGAGCGACUGGUGUCGAGGGACGACCUCCACCUGUCAGCGGAUCACCAGCUUCCUGGCUGACCAGCACCAGCAGGCCAGACUGGGGAGCAUCUUAAAAAUAAACCAUCAGCACGAACAACUAGAUCUACAGAAGGGUUCACCGGUGCUGACAUCCAGGACUUGUGCAGAUCUAGGGUCAGGAAUAGGGUCCCACACAUCCAGGGUGUAAAAUGUUUAGACUUUUACCUUCAGGUCGCCGUUACAGAGCGCUUUUUCCAAAAGCAUCUGCCACAGAGACAGUUU